Tripterygium wilfordii is the source of this 465-nucleotide messenger RNA. RefSeq names its product LOB domain-containing protein 24-like. The coding region runs from base 1 to 465 and encodes 154 amino acids. The record is from RefSeq and is a predicted model, not a curated record. The transcript is spliced from 3 exons. Lineage: Eukaryota; Viridiplantae; Streptophyta; Magnoliopsida; Celastrales; Celastraceae.
AUGGGUCGUUGUGCAGCUUGCAAGUAUUUGAGAAGAAGAUGCCCCUCAGAUUGCAUUUUCUCUCCUUAUUUCCCUUCCAAUGACCCUCAAAGAUUUGCUAUCCUUCACAAAAUCUAUGGUGCUAGCAAUGUUGGAAAGAUGCUCCAGGGUGUACAGUAUCCAAGGUUAGGAGUUCGAAUCAAUCAAUCGAGAUAUUUUCUUACAAAAUCUUGGUUUCAUCAACUUCCAAGUCGUUAUCUACGAGCAGAGGCAGUGGAUUCUAUGUAUUCUGAGGCACAAUAUAGGAUUGAAGAUCCUGUGUACGGCUGUGUUGGAAUGAUCUCUGCGUUGCACCAACAACUACACAUUGCAGAAAGUGAACUCGCUAAAACCAGAGCGGAAAUUGCUUUGUUUAGUAACAACAAUACACAAGAAAAAUUCAAUCACAAAAACCUCUCGCUUGAAGAACAAACCAAUGUUGGAUGA